UGGUUUUAGGUCAGUUGAAGCUGUCAGCGUACAUGAACUAUGGUCUUCUCACUGUACACGUUAUCCAGGGACGUCAUUUUAGUUCAGCAUGGAAACAACAGGCCAACACGUUUGUCAUGAUCUCGGUCAUCCCUGAGGUUACAGGUGUAACCCCCACACGCUGUAGAACAGCCAUCGUUACAGACAGUACACGUCCAUCGUACAAUGAGAAGUUUUCUUUUGAGGUUGGUGAUGAUGACGUUCACAGACGACUCUUGUUGACAGUCUAUCAUAGAGAUUCUUCUGGUAACCACGAGUCUCUGGGAUGUACAUCAUUUGGUAUCAGACACCUCCAGCAGGGAAAUCGUGAAGUAAAUGGUUGGUACCACCUUCUCACUGACAGUGUUGGUCACAAGAAACAUCUACGUGUAACCGCCAAGGACAGACCUUCUGUUCCUGUGAUGCAGAGCCGAGAACCACGCCAGAUACCAGCCGUUAAUCGUGAUGUACCAGAUCUUGAUCGCCUAGACUUAACCAUCUAUCGUUCCCAGUAUGGUGGUUUUGGUUUUUCUGUUGUUGACUCGUGUCCAGUGAAGAUUGGUCGUGUUGAUGGGUCAUCUAGUGCUCAGGAAGUUGGUCUUCAGAAAGGUGAUCUUGUUAUCCGGGUCAAUGGUCAGAAUGUGUCAAGGUCAACUUCAGUCAGUGUAGCCAGGUGUAUAAAGAAGUCGGGAAAUAGAGUUCAGUUAGAGGUUCAACGCCCAGGUUGUUAUGCCACACCCACUCCUCUCCAAUCAUCCGCCUUGAAGUCCAGCAGUGAAGACUCUGGUAACACCUCCGUCCAGGAAUUUACGAUCUGUGACGAUAGAACGGCUCUACUCAACUCAGCCAUUAGUGUAGACACACGCAGACAGGCCGCUCUUCAUCGGUUAUUAUGCCUUGAGGAGAACUUUGUCGACUUUAUGAACUCCGGAAUCCAGAAGUUUUCACGUCCCCUCCGCCACUGUGUUAUCAACAGCUCCCAGCAUGCAACACUCUUCCAAAACAUAGAAAAGAUAGUUUGUAUGAGUCAGUACCAGGUACACCAGAUAUUAGAUAAUCUCCCAUCCUACACACCCUCUGAUGAUGAUGAUGAUGAUACUUCGUUUGUUGUUGAGAAUGAUCUUACAUCAGUCAUCGCCAUGAUCUACCUAUCUAAGUUACCAGUGAUCUGUACAGCUUACGCCUUAUACGCUAGGGGUCUGUCCCACGCUGCCUCCUUGCUUGGUUCCCUGGAGAAUAACGAUCAGUUCUGUGGUUUCCUACUUAACGUUUCUCAACAAGGGAAGGAACCCAGUCUGUGUGACUUCAUUAAUCGUCCCCUCGCCCACUUUCAGGAAGUUUUUGGUCUGCUUCAGAUUAUAUCUACCACUACAAUGCCUCACUCAGAAGAACGAGCCAUGUUUUUUGACAUUCUCACAGGACUACAGUCGGUUAACGAGCUAGUCGCCCUCACAGACUUAGUCACCAGUACUUUUCCCACCACUGUAAUCACUCUGCCCACAGUAUCAACCCAGCGCCGAGUACCACUAAUGGGGUCAUUGGUCUUGAAACGGUCAUCAUCUGAGACGUCGUCCUCAAGCGGGUUUGGUAGUGGGUCAUCUCAGAACUCAGACAUUCCUUCAUGUGGUUCAGAGACAGAGAACACUGUUUGUGAUCAUUCUGUGUUUCUAAGUACACUUGUGUAAAGUGAAAAAUGGAUUAUAUGAAAGUGCUAUCUGUGUUACACGAAUGUGUAAAUGUUGUUGUUGUUAUUCUAAAGAUUGUUAAUUUUUAAAAAUUUGUUAAUGAUAUUUGUUUAUGUAUUAUUUAAAUCAUGUAAAUAUGUGCUAUGUAUAUAAAUUAUGAAAGCUUCUGUAUAAUCUACCUUUCCUAAACUUUCAACGUU
This is a messenger RNA of Ruditapes philippinarum (Manila clam), 1903 nucleotides long. RefSeq lists its product as uncharacterized. NCBI's taxonomy places the organism in Eukaryota, Metazoa, Mollusca, Bivalvia, Venerida, Veneridae. The coding region runs from base 33 to 1703 and encodes 556 amino acids. The transcript is spliced from 8 exons. Gene Ontology annotation, molecular function: guanyl-nucleotide exchange factor activity; protein binding. Gene Ontology annotation, biological process: signal transduction. The record is from RefSeq and is a predicted model, not a curated record. Gene Ontology annotation, cellular component: nucleus; plasma membrane.